CCGCCAGUGGCAAAAAAACAGCUGUGGUGAGCUAAAGCUAGUUAGCGUCGAGUGUGUUUGUGUCAGCGGUUUGAGUCGUUGUCUGAACGGGAAAACCUAGUCCAUUUUAAACCAGGAGUGACCGACUUGUUGUCUGUCAACUCUUCAAACGAUGAAGUUUCAGUACAAAGAGGAGCAUCCAUUCGAGAAGAGGCGGUCCGAGGGCGAGAAAAUAAGGAAGAAGUACCCGGACAGGGUCCCAGUCAUUGUGGAAAAGGCUCCUAAAGCCAGAAUAGGAGAUCUGGAUAAGAAGAAGUACCUUGUCCCCUCUGACUUGACAGUGGGCCAGUUUUACUUCUUAAUCCGGAAAAGAAUCCACUUGCGAGCUGAGGAUGCCCUCUUCUUCUUUGUAAACAAUGUCAUUCCACCCACCUCAGCCACCAUGGGCCUGUUGUACCAGGAGCAUCACGAAGAGGACUUUUUCCUCUACAUUGCCUACAGUGAUGAGAGCGUGUACGGGAGCAGCCAAAGGGAAAUCUGAUCUCCUCCUUACCACCACUUUCCCAUCUUUCUGAGACCUCCAUCGUUCAUUCAUUUAAAUAUUAAAUAUUAAAUCCAGCUCUGCAGCCUAGACAUCCCAGAGUAAACAUGUCAACUGCA
Molecule: messenger RNA, 639 nt
Organism: Poecilia latipinna (sailfin molly)
Lineage: Eukaryota; Metazoa; Chordata; Actinopteri; Cyprinodontiformes; Poeciliidae
Gene: gabarapb
Product: GABA(A) receptor-associated protein b
Exons: 4
Coding region: 152-520 (122 amino acids)
Source: RefSeq, a predicted model, not a curated record